This is a messenger RNA of Moneuplotes crassus, 1691 nucleotides long. The record is from the annotation of a GenBank genome assembly. Lineage: Eukaryota; Ciliophora; Spirotrichea; Euplotida; Euplotidae.
CAAUUUUAUUCCUCCAAAUUAAAUUUUCCAUGUACAGAUCUCCUUUCGAUCCCCUUCUUCCACACAUUCCUCGUAUCUACUCUAUUAGUCGUUCAUGUGAACGUCCCAGAGUCCCCCGCUGCCUUCCUUACUCCUUCACUCAUUGGAGUGCCUCCAAGAUCAAUAGGUGUAAGCUCUGUGAGAAACCUCUUCGUGCUUGUAGGGAGGAACUCAGGCAGAGAGUACAGAAGAAGUACGACUGUCUGCCUAUUCACCACGGUGUGUACUAUGACUGAUAUAAGACUUUUGAGGAACUACAUCCGGAUACAACUGAGGGAGAAGAGGAACAAGAGGAAGAAGAGGAAGAAGAGAUGAUUUAUCAAUACCAAGAAUCUGAGGUGUCGGAAAUGUCAGAGUACGAAUCAGAAGAUUUACCAUUUGAGGAGCUACCUGAAGUGAAGAAGGAAGCUCAACUCCAAAGCUCUGUUGUUACUGAAGAGGUUUUCCAAGAGAAUUUCACUAAGUCAUACUAUUUUGAAGCGUUUAAUAGAACGGAGAGAAUGCCUAAGUUAGAAGAGGCAAUGAAAGAUCUUAUGGACUUAUUCCACCAUGAUGCCGAUAUUACCAAUGAAAUUUCUUCAGCUUAUACACCCGAUGCUCCCGCUGAAGAUCGCAUGGUAGUGACCAAGCUCUGGACUUCAAACCAUGAGUUCACGAAGAUCCUGAACGCAGGCCUUGUCCUUGAUGCGGUGGCCACUUUUGGAGAAGAGGUCUUUAAGGGCGCACAGUUUUAUGAGAAUGUAUUAGCUGAAUAUGAUAAAAGCUACAAAGAGCGUGAGCCCAUAAAACCAUACUACAAAGAAGUUAUUGAUAAAAGUAUUAAAUACAUGCGCAUGUUGAACACAUAUAUCGCCGAUCUAGGUUCAGAUGCCAACACAGAAGACAGAUCAGUCUACCGUGGAGUCCCUGCCAACGUACUCCAACGCAUCGAGACAGGCGAGACCUUCAGGAUGGUCACUUGGGCCUGCGCUAGUGAGAAAUAUGGAGAAGCUCAGAAAUUUCUGGACGGGCAGACACAGACCAGCGAAGAGAAGAAGAAAGUGAUAAGGAAUUCGAUGAUUAAGUUUAAUGUUAAGAAGGGAUCGAAAAAUUCAGGGAAGAUUAAUAUGAUUGGGAUGUCGAAUUAUUCGAAAGAGAUGGAAACAUUGAUACCUCCAUACUCUGCAUCGGUUUGUGUGAAGAAGGAGGUGAUCAAGAGAAGUGAAGUUAAUGAAGGAGCUUUGAAGGUAUCAGGGCCACCACCAGUACCUUCAGGAAUGAAGAAGAACACAAGAGGUACUUCUCCCAAAAAAGAAAGUAAAACACCCGAUGAGACAGAGAAGGCUACAGCAACUAAUGAGGAUAAGCCUUCUAAUGAUGCUAUUUCUAAAGUGAUAAGCCCUGAGAUGCAUGAAAUAAGCAGAGCAAUAGUUGCUCAGUGCAAAGAGGACAAAUCGAAUACCUUACUUUGUCAUCUUCUUACAUUUAUGACAUCAUCUCUGCUCAGCGAUUUAUACAACAAUAACAACGAUGAAGGAAAGAAGGAUGAGGGAGAGAAGAGCGAAGGAGAAGGGGAGAAGGUUAAACCAACUAUCAUCAAAACAAACGUGAUCGUCCUCGACUUGGCCAAAGACAAUCAAGAAUUCAAAGACAAUAUUAAAGUAGAUUUUUAG